CUAGGGGCCGUUCACACCGAACACGUUUUUGCGUCUGUCUGCGCUUUUUUAUGUAAACAUGAGCUACACGGACGUCUUUAACAAUUGUGCCGCGUCUUGAGACACUUGUGUGCUGUUCUAUUCCUUACGACUAGCAUUUUUAGCGGAACAACGCGUUUGGUCUGAACGGCCCCAUAGCUGUUUACCGCUAUUUUAGCUGCUAACAAGCUAAAGCGCUUGGGUUUUCGCUGCAUGUAUUGUCAAGCAUUCGUUAGCCGCUACUUUAGCCUCCGUUCCCCAGUACGCUGACUAGUAAAAUGCCUCUUGUUACUUUUAAAUGCUAUUUUGGUACCAUUUAUUGUGGCUUAUAAAAGUAGGAGCUGUUGAACUUUUUUUUACAUUAGUAUAAUUGAUCCAAUUUCCCUGAUGUUAUAGUAGAAUUGCCAGGCUGUUUUGUCCCUAUCACGCCGCUGUUGAUCCUGCGUUAUCCGGCCGGGCUGCUCGCAAUCGGCUAGCCCGUGUUUUGACAUCUGUGUCCGGAUGCAGUUUGCACGUUAGCAGCAGCCUUCAUAUCGUGUCAUUAAUGGUAGAAAAGCUCGCUGUCAUUGGACCCAUUUCUGUUAUCCGCCCUUUAGUGAUCAAUCAAGACAUUGUUGUCGUGAGACAAUAAAGGCGAGAUUAAUAUGCGUAAAACUGUGUGCCAACUAUCCGCAGCGGGGUGAUCAAAUCCUUUUGUUUUUCUAGCAUAGCUAACAGACAGUUAGACCCCAGCCCAACUGUACUCGUACAGUAGAUUUACAUAUACAGUGUUGGCCUAUGUUUUGUUGAUUUGAUAUUGGUGAUUUAAAAGAUCACCUAUUAUAUGUGUUGUUACAAAGUUGUUUUUUCUGCUCUUUUUUUUGUCCAGCACACAGAUUGUGCAACAUGAUCUGUGUGUCAUCUUUAGUGAGCUCAAGCCAAAGAAGGAUUUCUCCACUGGGCCACAUUUGCGCAGUACAGCCAACGAAGUGAAUUUGUAGUCAAAAUAAGUAGAUUACACCCAUUCUCAGUUUAAACUUGGUGUGUGUAUAUAUAAGAGCAUGUUUUGGGUAUGAUUCAUGACAGAUUUCUCUUUGGAGACUUAGCAAACUCGUGAAACAACCCCCAUCCCUCCUAUUACUCAUUUUACACAGGCAGAGGCAGCCUGCAUAUUUCUUUCCAUGGGUCUACAGGAACUGAAUAAAAAUCCUGUGGAAGGAUUCUCAGCUGGUUUGAUAGAUGAUAUUGACCUCUACAGAUGGGAAGUGUUAAUAAUCGGUCCUCCUGAUACACUCUAUGAGGGUGGUGUUUUUAAAGCCCAUCUUACUUUUCCCAAAGACUAUCCUCUCAGACCUCCCAAAAUGAAGUUCAUAACGGAUAUAUGGCAUCCAAAUGUUGACAAGAACGGUGAUGUUUGUAUUUCAAUAUUACAUGAACCGGGGGAAGAUAAAUAUGGCUAUGAGAAACCAGAAGAACGCUGGCUCCCUAUCCACACUGUAGAGACUAUCAUGAUUAGUGUCAUCUCUAUGCUAGCUGACCCCAAUGGUGAUUCCCCUGCCAACGUUGAUGCAGCAAAAGAGUGGAGGGAAGACAGACACGGCGAAUUCAAAAGGAAAGUCGCCCGCUGUGUAAGAAAGAGCCAAGAGACUGCCUUUGAGUGAUAUUCAUCCAGCAGCUUGUAGCAUCACAAUAUAUUCAGGGUCUCCAGUUGAGAAACAACAUGGCACUGUUUUCUUGCACUCUACCACCCUAUUGCUGGACUGGUUUUCAUUGAAUGUUAGCAGUAACAGGCUGGCAUUAAUAGGCUGCAAUAUAACAUAAGGCCAUCACAGAUGCUGACAGAACACGCCAAGCAAGUGCCAACAAAAAAAGAGAAAAAAACUUUACAAUUAUUAUGCUUUUCUCCUUUUUUUCCAAGUCUAUGAACUGAUACAACUUUCAGGAAGAAAUUGUAAAGAACUGUACAUAGCACAGUCAUAAAAUCCGGAUAAUAUAUAAUAACUGUUCCUAUCCAUCCACCGAGACUUAGUACCAAAUAAAAUAGAAGUUCUGUAGUUAGAGUGUGACAUCCUGUAAAGUUUUUGAAGAGAAUAGAUCAUCUUCCACCCUCCCCUCCUACUGCCUCAAAUCUUCUAGUGUGCAUCAGUUCUGUUACAGGUAUGAGAGGCCUCACAUACUCGCCUGUCAGUUUGAACAAAUGUCUGCUUUUGCAUUUCUCAAUCAUUAGAAUUCCUCAAGUAUGUUUGAAAGCUCUCACUUGGGACACUUCAGGUAAAAUGAAUAGCUGAAGAGCACAUUCAUUUUCUAAUUGAUUAGGGGGUCAUGAAGGUAUUUCUCUGGUUUGGUUUUUAAAUGGGGUGGGAGGGAAGGGGAAUUCUCUUGCUUUGGCUGAAAGACAGCUCUGUUAUUGAGGAUGACUGCAUUCUGAGUGUCAGGUUCUCAUCUUUUUCCUAUUCUGUUUUGUUGCGGGGAGGCAGUGGCAAGGAAACCCAUCAAAUGUGAUUUCAUUUGUUUUUUUUUUCUGUGCAUGUUUGUUCUAUUUUUGGUUUUCAAAAGUGCCUCCAAUUUAAAUUGCUUGGCUUGUUACUUGCCCUGCAUCAAAGAGGAGCUAACGGGAUUGACGUGUUAACAUGAAAACAACUCAACAUCCUCUUAAGCUUGUGUGAAUGUGUGAGGUGAUUUUUUUUUUCUUCUCAUAACCCUUGUACCAGCAUUUAGAAUUUUGUUUUGGUGUAGCAAUAAUUCUGCUUUACCCACUUGUAUGUGGACAUGUUAAAAUUGGAUAUUCACAUAUGAUGUUUUAUAAGGAAGCAUAGAUUUCUCCCUUUCAUCAGAUCAGAUUCAAAAAUUUUUUUUUUUUUAGAGCUUGACAUUUCUUUUUGUGUGGUGUCUUUGAUAGGGUUCUUAACCAUCCUUUAAAUGUAGGUUGCUCGCUAGCAGUUUCUUGGAUGUAGACAGAGUUGUGUGUCUGUGCAUGUUUGAGAGAUUUAGCGUGUGUGUGUGUGUGUGUGUGUGUGUGUGUGUGUGUGCUGCGCGCCUGUAUCCCACUCUAUCUCGUCCCACAAUCUUUAAUUCUCUUGUUGAUUUUAUUCUGGCCCUGACAGACUACUGCAGUUCUUUUGCCUAAUGUACAAAGACAAAAUACCGAUGUAUAUUUUUCAUGUUAUGGAAAUUGUCACCUCUUGUGAGUUCUUCUAAAAUAUAUUUUUUUUCCAAUACUUGUUUUUGAGCGUGCUUUCUGUGUGCAAUUCAAUCGUCUUAAAGAAUGUUCAAAGUGUUGCUGCCCACGCGGAUGUCUAAUGACUCUCCAUUUAUGUUCAUAACAAAGUGAAUUUACAAUUUUGUAAAGAGAAAAUAUUGAUUGGUCAUCAUUAAGUGUAGGAAUUUUUUUUUUAAAUA
This is a messenger RNA of Xyrauchen texanus (razorback sucker), 3396 nucleotides long. RefSeq names its product ubiquitin-conjugating enzyme E2 G1-like. The transcript is spliced from 6 exons. Gene Ontology annotation, molecular function: ubiquitin conjugating enzyme activity. The record is from RefSeq and is a predicted model, not a curated record. The coding region runs from base 1179 to 1658 and encodes 159 amino acids. Gene Ontology annotation, biological process: protein polyubiquitination; proteasome-mediated ubiquitin-dependent protein catabolic process. Lineage: Eukaryota; Metazoa; Chordata; Actinopteri; Cypriniformes; Catostomidae.